Molecule: messenger RNA, 1631 nt
Organism: Manis pentadactyla (Chinese pangolin)
Lineage: Eukaryota; Metazoa; Chordata; Mammalia; Pholidota; Manidae
Product: collagen alpha-1(I) chain-like
Exons: 2
Coding region: 1-1269 (422 amino acids)
Source: RefSeq, a predicted model, not a curated record
AUGGGCAAAACCCUAGAGAUGACAGCACCUUCCAGGAACUGCGGGUCCCCGGCUGGAGCGGGCACCGGGCAGGAGGAGGUGAGCAGAGGAGUCCCCAGAGGGACCCGGGGCCGCGUCGGGCCCCGCCCGCGAGCCCUGCUGCAGAGUAUGGACUUCAUCCUGGGGGAAACGGGGAGCCCUGGAGGAGUCCUGGUCCGGUACGGUCACCAUGGGCUAAGGGCUGCGGGCUGUUCCCCGGCUGCCACCGAAGACCGGACGGGAGCGGAGGCCGGGAAGCUCGCCCAGGUGUCCCAGCGGGCCAGAGGACGCCUGGGAAAAGGCAAAGGCGUCUGGGAAACGUUUAGGAAGCACGACUGGGCUACGGGCUGCUGCAGCUGGCUCGGGUGGCUGGCCGGGCGGCCGGGGGCCGCGCGUCCCCAGCAGGAUGGGCGCCCACCCCACGUCGGACGUCUGGAAGGACGGGGGACAGCGCUCUCCGGGGUGGGGGACGCCGGCUCACGGUCCCCACGGCCUCGGAGGCCUCCGGCUGGGCCCGCGGCCGCCCUAGGAGUGCGGGGUCAGAGGGCGUCCGCCCGGGCUGCCCCGGCCUCGCAGCCCGGCCCGGCCCUCCAAACCGUCGCCCCUGCCCGACACUCACCGCAGCGGCCCGCGCCCCCCGGCCCCGGGGCGGCGCUCCAUGGCUCCUGGCCGCCCGCCCGCGCGUCCGUGGAUCCCUCAGCGCCCCGGCCCGGCCGCCCGCGCCGCUGCCAUUUACUCGCGGGCGGAAGUGAGCCUCGCUCCCGCCACCGCCCCGGAUGUGACGUGCCGUGCCGUGCGCAGGGGCGGACGCGACGCGCGCCCGGAGGUGGGGCCUGGGCCGGGGGCGGAGCUGGCUCGGCGGUGGGCGGGGUCGCGCGGGUUCCAGCCUGGGUUCUCCGCGGACUCGCCGUCGUUCGUUCUUCCGUUCCAGGUCCCGGAUUAGGGGCUCAGCCGCCACCUCCUCCAGCCCUGGGACGGCUGCCCUGGGGUGCACCAGGGUUGCUCUUCCUCCGCUGCCCUGCUCAAGACUCCCAGCAUCAGCUGAGGUUCUCAACUAGGCCCGGCUCCUGCCCAUUUCCUCAGAUUCCUUGUGACUUCUUGGAGCAGGAAAAAGGCCUAUCAGCAGCCUCUUUCCUCCAGCUGCGUCUUCCACGCCUUCUUCCCCAGGGCUGGAAAGGACCAAAGCCCGGCUUCACCCGCACCAGUGUGACUCCAGAGAACAGUGGCAGAUACAGGGCGAAGGUGGACUGAGCCCAGGAGGCAGGUGUUCCCAGCUGUCCCCCAUGCUGUCUGAUGACCUGCACCCCCAGCAUGAGGAUAAGUCCCCAAUCCAUAGGUCAGCCUUUGCAAGGCUGCAGGGGGCUUCCCUGCACGCUCUUUGGAAUACCAGUGACCUCAGACCGUCUGGACCCUAUGCUUCUCCUCUCAUGACUUGAGCCUCUCAAUACAUCUGCAAAAUAACUUAGCAAAAUAACUUAGGAAUCAGUGGUCUUAAAAAUGCUCCCAACCUGGAGUCCGGAAUUCUAGCCCUGCACUGUGCACUUUGGAAGCUAUUAGCUCUGUGAGGCUAUUUAACUGUAAAUGAAUGGGUUAAAAAUAAAACUUAAAAAUCA